Molecule: messenger RNA, 759 nt
Organism: Penicillium atrosanguineum
Lineage: Eukaryota; Fungi; Ascomycota; Eurotiomycetes; Eurotiales; Aspergillaceae
Exons: 4
Coding region: 1-759 (252 amino acids)
Biological process (GO): regulation of peroxisome size; peroxisome fission
Cellular component (GO): peroxisomal membrane
Source: RefSeq, a predicted model, not a curated record
AUGAUUGCACACUUCAAUCGCUUUGUCAAUAACGGUGCCGGCCUGGAGAAGACCCUCCGCCUGAUCCAGUCCGUGGCGCAGAUCGCCGCGGUCUUCAGUAUCGGUAGCACCGCCGUGCGAUUGACGACCGCCAAGUUGCAAUUGGCCCUGACGCGGAGGUUUUUCCGCUUCUUUGGCUUCAUCGAGUCAUUUCAGCGCGUAUCCGCGCUGCUUAGCAAGGAAGGAAUGGGUUCUGUGCCGGGCUGGAUUGAUCUGGCCAAGUGGACUUGUUUCGGUCUAUACUUUGUGCUGGAAGAUUUGACUAUUUUGCAUGCCAUGGGCGUCUAUAUUGUGCCCUGGGAGGAACGAGUCAUGCGCGAGGCGAAUCAAUUCUGGUUCUACGCUCUGUCUCUCUCUCUCCUUGGCGCUGUUUACGCACUUCUCUCCCCUUCUCCGGCGUCUACGUCGCAGGAAAAGAAAGGUCGGAAGAACGAAAAAGCUGCUGCGGCCACAGUCAGUACUUCGGCUUUGGCGAAACAGAUUGUGGUAGAAAGCUGUGAUCUAUUGAUUCCCGCGGAACUACUGGGAUGGUAUCCCACCGGCGACUUGAUUUUGGGUGUGACUAUGGUACUGAGCACGCUAAUCACUGGUCAGGGCAUCUGGUCGCAGAACAAAAAAAUGGACUCGCGGGGAAUCGAACCCCGGACCACUCCCAUGCUAAGGGAGUAUUAUACCACUAAACCACAAGCCCAGUUCAUAUUAUCGAUUUUCAUUUUGUGA